Leptopilina heterotoma is the source of this 1871-nucleotide messenger RNA. RefSeq names its product coiled-coil domain-containing protein 93 (gene fidipidine). The record is from RefSeq and is a predicted model, not a curated record. The coding region runs from base 109 to 1740 and encodes 543 amino acids. The transcript has 12 exons. Gene Ontology annotation, biological process: Golgi to plasma membrane transport. NCBI's taxonomy places the organism in Eukaryota, Metazoa, Arthropoda, Insecta, Hymenoptera, Figitidae.
AAUAUCUUCAAUAAAUUAAGUGUAGAUGUAGUGAAGGCUGUUCCUAAAAGUGUACUCUUAAUUUGUUAUUUUUAUAGAAACGAAAGAAUCAUAUUUUAAUUACGAAAAAUGUUUAACGACGUUGUAAAAAAGACAGCAAAAAGUUCCGAAGCCACUGAGGCUGACGUUAGGGAAGAUGAAGAGCAAGGUGUUAAAUUUCAAGAGAUUAUUGAUCUCUUGGUUGCAGCUGGUUAUUUUCGGGCAAGAAUUAAAGGAUUGUCAAAUUUUGACAAGGUCAUUGGAGGAUUGACCUGGUGUAUAGAAACGUGCAAUUUCGACAUUGAUGUGGAUUUACUGUUUAGGGAAAAUUUAACCAUUGGACAAAAAAUAGCCCUAACGGAAAAGAUUGUUGCGGUCUUACCAAAAAUGAAUUGUCCUCAUCGAAUUGAACCUCAUCAGAUUCAAGGUCUCGAUUGCAUUCACAUAUUUCCAGUUGUCCAGUGGCUAGUAAAACGCUCGAUGAAGACAAGAGAGCAAAUGGCUGGAUUUGUCAGAUCCUUUGCUGUUAGUCAGUUUGAAAAGACUCAUUCAUCUGUAGAUGAUCAAAAAGACCCAACUUUAGGAAAAAUAGAGAAUAUGAUACCCAACAUAAUGCUAGUAAAGAAAGUUUAUGAAACAAGACGACCCGAAGGUGGAACAUCUACUGUUCAGAGUUCGCUUUUAGAAUACGGAGCGGCAGCUCACAUUUUCACUGAUACUGCUGAUGGAAAUGAUGAAAGUCAAGAGCAAGAGAUGGAUGUUGUAGAUGAGGCACAAUCACAAAUUUCUAAAGUUACUGAUCGUUACGCCAGUCUAAUAAUUUCUGAAGACAACGCUUCAUUCCGCGCUAUAGCUGCUUUGGAAAAACAAAAGUCCACUUUAGAAAAUAAAGCGCAAAAGUUGAGAAAGGAAAGAGACAGCUUGUUAACAAAAGUCUCGGAUGCAAGUGACAGACUGAAAAAAAUACGUUCUGGCCGUAAAGCCGUUGAGGAAGCUUUCAAGAAAAUGAAGGAAAUGGAAACCAGUGAGAAUGAGGAAACACUGAGAAAAUUAGAAGAACUUCUUUCCGUUCACGAUGGUCUAAAAGAUCAGGAGAACAAAUUUCGUGAUCAGUGCAGAAUGGAUUUGAAUCUUUUAAGAAAUGCCGUUAUGGAAAUCGAAAAAGGCGAACCUCAGAAGGAGGAAGUUCGAGUAAUUGAAUAUGAAGAAAAAAAGGAAAAUGUUAAUCGUCUAAGACUACAAUUAGCGAAGAAGAAUAGAGUCAUAGCUUCACUUACAAGGCAAUUAGAUGAUGUGCCCGGAAGAUCAGAGUUAACACAAUAUCAACGCCGAUUUAUGGAAUUGUAUAAUCAAGUUUCUGCAAAACACAAGGAGACUAAACAGUACUAUACUCUUUACAAUACGUUGGAUGACACCAAACUUUAUUUGAGCAAAGAACUUUCUUUGCUUAACUCAAUUCAAGAUAAUUAUAACGAAGCAAUGGCUUCAGCAAGUGGUAAAGAACAAUUCUUGAAGCAAUUCGAAGCAAUUGUUGAAGGGGUUAAGCGAAAUAAAUCCAAGGUUGAAAAGCGUUGUGCAGAGGAGAAAAGCAGAAGAGAUGCUCUAAGUCGACAACUUGUUACUUUAGUAGAGCAGCAAAGAAAGUAUGUUGCGGCUGUUAAACAACUAACAAUAGAGUGUCGUAAAAAUGAAACACUUCUGGCACAACUACGUGGUCCGUAGAACAUGGCUCCACUAACAAGACAAUCAUUCUCGGAGAGAAAAUAAAAAUUAGGAAUAACUAUAUAAGUAAUUUUCUUAUACACUUUUAUCAUGUACAAACUUUAGUCCAAUAAAUUAAAAUAUGAAAUUUA